This is a messenger RNA of Morus notabilis, 2966 nucleotides long. Its product is annotated as mitogen-activated protein kinase 15. Gene Ontology annotation, molecular function: MAP kinase activity; ATP binding. NCBI's taxonomy places the organism in Eukaryota, Viridiplantae, Streptophyta, Magnoliopsida, Rosales, Moraceae. Gene Ontology annotation, biological process: intracellular signal transduction; protein phosphorylation. Gene Ontology annotation, cellular component: cytoplasm; nucleus. The record is from RefSeq and is a predicted model, not a curated record. The transcript is spliced from 10 exons. Bases 802 to 2502 code for a protein of 566 amino acids.
UCUCUCUCUCUCUCUUUCUGUUCUUUUUUCUGUGGUAGUGUCUGCUCCAAACCUCAAAGUAUCCAACUUCAAGUACACCGUCCGUCCUGGAUUCUCUCUCUCCUCUCUCUUUCUCUCUCUAACUCAGAUCCAAAUGCACUUUCGUCCAUAAUCUUCUACAUUCCAAUCUCAAUUUAUCCUCUCUUGAAUUCCCAACUUCAGCUAAAAAAAAAAAAAGAACAAGAAAAAGAAUCAGUUCUUUUUCUUGUCUGUUCUUUCCUCCGGAAACUUUAAAGUUCCUCGCAUGUUUUUAUAAUAUAACUAUAAAUAAUAACAUUUCUCAUCUACUUUACUUUACUUUACACGUUUGUUCGCAAUAAUUCGUUAGAGAUUAUCGCCUUCUUAAAUCCUCCGAAAGCAAGUUAAAAAAAAAUCUUCUGUUUCCAGCUAAAUUAGAUUUUGGGACUUCCGUCAAAAUUUCUUCCAAGGCGGAGAAACAUAAAAUCGGGUGUUUCUCUUUACCGAAGCGAGAUUCUUCAUUCAACCAAAAGGGUGUCCUUUUAGUCCCCAAAACUCUAUUGGGUCUUUUCAUUUUAGCCCAAGUCCGGAUUUUUUUUCUUCUUCGUUUUUAUAGGGUUUUGAGGCUUGUUUUGGUGAUCAUAGCUUGGUGAUCUAGACGUGUUUAGUCUUGUUUGAUCUUCUUGAGGUGAUUUGGGCAUCUGGGUCAUUGGGUUUCAGUUGUGUUUGGCUUUGGAUUUUGUGCUAGAUGCACUUAUUUGUUUAUCGCUUUGAAGAGUUUUUGAUGCUUUGUUGCUAAGAAAGAUGCAGCCUGAUGACAGAAGAAAGUCAACUGCAGAAGUCGAUUUUUUCACCGAAUAUGGCGAGGGGAUCAGAUAUAGGAUAGAGGAAGUUAUUGGCAAAGGAAGCUAUGGUGUUGUUUGCUCUGCGUAUGAUACACAUACAGGAGAAAAGGUUGCUAUUAAGAAAAUCAACGAUAUCUUCGAGCAUGUCUCGGACGCGACUCGCAUCCUUCGUGAGAUUAAACUUCUUCGACUCCUUCGUCAUCCCGACAUUGUGGAGAUCAAGCACAUCUUGUUACCACCUUCCAGAAGGGAAUUCAAAGACAUCUAUGUUGUUUUUGAGCUUAUGGAAUCUGAUUUGCACCAGGUCAUCAAAGCGAAUGAUGAUUUGACACCGGAACAUUACCAGUUCUUUCUUUAUCAGCUUCUUCGAGGUCUUAAAUAUAUACACACAGCAAAUGUCUUUCACCGAGAUCUGAAACCCAAGAAUAUCUUGGCAAAUGCUGACUGCAAACUGAAGAUCUGUGACUUUGGUCUUGCAAGAGUAGCUUUUAACGAUACCCCUACAGCUAUAUUUUGGACAGACUAUGUAGCAACAAGAUGGUACAGGGCUCCUGAAUUGUGUGGAUCAUUCUUCUCAAAGUAUACACCAGCAAUAGACAUAUGGAGCAUUGGGUGUAUCUUUGCAGAGCUUUUGACCGGAAAGGCUCUUUUUCCUGGCAAGAAUGUUGUCCAUCAACUGGAUCUAAUGACUGAUAUGUUGGGAACACCAUCUGCUGAAGCCAUUGCCAGGGUAAGGAAUGAGAAAGCCCGACGAUAUUUGAGCAGCAUGCGGAAGAAGAAGCCAAUUCCUUUCUCCCAAAAAUUCCCAAAUGCAGACCCCCUUGCACUUCGUUUAUUAGAAAGAAUGUUGGCAUUUGAACCAAAAGAUCGGCCUUCUGCCGAAGAGGCCCUUGCAGAUCCCUAUUUUAAGGGGUUGGCAAAGGUUGAGAGGGAGCCUUCUGCACAACCGGUCACAAAGAUGGAAUUUGAAUUCGAGAGGCGAAGAAUAACAAAGGAAGAUGUGCGAGAGCUGAUUUAUCGUGAGAUCCUUGAGUACCAUCCAAAGAUGUUGAAGGAGUACUUGGAAGGAUCUGAGCCAACGGGCUUCAUGUAUCCAAGUGCUGUUGACCAUUUUAAAAAGCAAUUUGCUUUUCUGGAGGAGCACUAUGGGAAGGGCUCAAAUGUUGCUCCACCUGAGAGACAACACGCAUCACUACCAAGGCCGUGCGUGUUAUAUUCGGAUAACAACUCAGUACAAACCUCAGCUGAAGUCACAGACGACCUCUCAAAAUGUUGCAUCAAAGAAGUGGAGAAGCCACAAGUAGACCGGAGUUGUGGAAUUCCUAUGACUAGGCUUCCAAUUCAAGUUCCUCAAAACAUCCAAGGAGGAGCCGCAAGGCCUGGAAAAGUUGUUGGUUCGGUAUUACGUUACAACAACUGCGGUGCAGCCGCAGCAGCAGAGGCUCUUGAACAACGGAGGGCUUCCAGGAAUCCAUCGGUUCCAAAUCAAUACACCGAGACCGGGGUUUCAUAUCCUAGAAGAAACCCACCCGUCUGUAAAAAUGAAAGGGGGGAAGACCAAGGGGUUGAAGGUUCCAAUGGGAUGCGACAAAAGCCGCAAUAUGUCAUGGCAAGGAAAGUUGCUGCUGCGCAUGGCGGAUCUGGAAGUCAAUGGUACUGAGUACUGAGUACUAACUUGGUGAAGAAUUUCAUUCUCCUAGACAUUACACAUUGCCUAUGAUAAGAAAAUGAACAAGAGCCUAGCCAGAGAUCUGUCACACGCGUGAACCAAUUAACCAUCGAAAUUAUGAUUCCAUCAAAUUCCGUGACAUCGAUGGAGAUACUCGAGGCUGUGACCCCGUUGGAGGUUUAGCUACAAGCUGUAUUCUGUAUUACUAAUUCUAAGCGUAAGAAAAGGAUUUAUUGAAUCCUUCGUCAUAAACCAGAUCCAUACAAACGGGAGGGGGAAAGGCUAGACUGUCCAUGACUUGCCAAGUUAUUUCCAUUUCCUUGACAUUCUUUGCAAAUUAACUCAAGUUAUUUUUUGUUUCUUUUAUCUUUUCUUGGUCAUAACAUCAGUGGUAGUAUCUGUUUACCAUGUUAUCUUUUACUUUUAAAAAAUAAGAACCUCUUCAUUUUCCUUUU